Pelobates cultripes (western spadefoot toad) is the source of this 389-nucleotide messenger RNA. Lineage: Eukaryota; Metazoa; Chordata; Amphibia; Anura; Pelobatidae. The record is from the annotation of a GenBank genome assembly.
AUGGGCAAUCCCAAGAGGCAAACACAGAUACAGGGGCAACAGGGGAGAACCCCCAUACCUAAAUCAGGCUCCCUCACCCGUUACUUCAAAGAUAAUAUUGAUCGGGAGAUGGAGGCCGCGGCCGCGACCUCCAAGAUGGCGGAUGCCGAUCCCAUAGAGGAAAUGCAGCCACAAAGCCCCCACAUGUCUGAUUACUCACUAAAAUCAUUAGAUAACAGUGGGGAUUUAGACAUAAAAGAAAUGCUGAGGAAUCUCCCAUCCAAAGCUGACCUCCAGACUAUGAUGGGGAAAUUAGAGGCAACCCUCCACACAAAAUUAGCAGAAAUGGGCACCGAAAUUCAACAAAUGAAUUUAAAGGUCACAGACCUAGAAGAGGAGAAAGAUGCAAU